AUGGAGCUGGACACGGGCUCUGCCUUGUCUAUAAUUUCUGAAGCUGACUACAAAAGGCUGUUUUCCAAGCUACCAUUAGAAAAGACCUCGGUGAUGUUAAAGACAUACACUGGCGAGGAAGUGUCUCCUAAAGGAAAACUUAAAGUGGACGUGACUCAUGGUAACAAGACACACCAGUUAGAGCUUUAUGUCUUAAAAAGUGGAGGACCUGCUCUUCUGGGGCGUGAGUGGCUAAGAAAAAUCCAAAUAGACUGGCAUGAAAUUAAGGCCCUCAGCAUAUCACCAAGUCUCAAGAGCCCCAACUGUAGCUCUGAACAAAGACUGACACAGAUUCUAAAAGAUAAUGCAAUGACAUUUGAGAAAGGUAUUGGCAAACUUAAACAUAUUAAAGCAAAAAUUGAACUGGAUGAUAAUGCGACUCCAAGAUUUCACAAGGCACGUCCAACACCGUAUGCAUUGCGUAAAAAAAUUGACACAGAACUUCAGAGCCUGGAGGCAUCUGGAAUCCUCUCAAAGGUUGACUGGAGCGACUGGGCCACACCAAUCGUUCCAGUGAUAAAGAAAGGAAAAAGUGGAGGUGUUCGAAUAUGCGGCGAUUUCAAAGUGAGUUUAAAUCCAGUGCUGCGUACCGUACAGUACCCUUUGCCACGUAUUGAGGACAUCUUCUCUUCACUAGCUGGAGGUGAGAAGUUUUCAAAAAUCGACUUGUCUCAGGCCUAUCUUCAGAUUGAAGUGGAGGAGUCAAGUAGGAAGUUUUUAACCAUCAACACGCAUAAGGGGCUGUACCAGUAUAACCGGCUUGUGUUUGGUGUCGCAUCAGCGCCUGCCAUCUGGCAAAGAGCAAUGGACCAAGUACUUCAGGACAUACCAGGAACGCAAUGCUAUCUUGAUGAUAUACUGGUGACAGGAAAGAAUGAUAUAGAUUAUCUUCAAAACCUCAGCAAAGUGCUCAAAAGACUCAGUGAUUACGGCCUACGGGCGAAAAGAGAAAAAUGCGAGUUCUUUAAGAGUAAAAUAUCGUACUGUGGCCAUGUCAUUGAUAAAUUCGGCUUACACAAAUCGCAAGAGAAAGUUGAGGCAGUGCUAAAGGCACCCAGACCAGAAAACGUGUCCCAGCUAAGAUCAUACUUAGGUCUUGUCAACUAUUAUCACAAGUUUCUCCCAAACCUUGCCUCAGUUUUACACCCGCUGAACAAAUUGCUACAGAUAGGAACCAAAUGGGAGUGGUCUGAAAGAUGUAAAAAGGCAUUUAAGGAAACAAAAAGUCUGAUAACUUCAGAUGAACUGCUCACACAUUAUGAUCCAUCAUGGCCCAUCCGCCUGGCAUGUGAUGCGUCUCCGUACGGUAUCGGUGCCGUUUUGUCACACACUAUGGCUGAUGGAUCUGAGCGUCCAAUUGCAUUCGCUUCAAGGUCUCUAACAAGCGCCGAGCGUAAUUAUGCACAAAUUGAUCGAGAGGCCCUUAGCCUUGUGUGGGGCAUAAAGAAGUUUCACCAUUACCUUUAUGGACAAAGAUUCACAUUAGUGACAGACCAUCAGCCUUUGGUAUCCAUCUUUAACCCCCGGAAAGGAAUUCCUGUCAUGUCAGCCACCCGACUGCAACGAUGGGCAUUGUUCCUUGGGGCGCACUCAUACGACAUUGAGUUUAAGGGUACAAAGCAACAUAGUAAUGCUGACGGCUUAUCACACCUGCCGCUGCUGACAACUGAGGAAGAAAAGACUACAGCGCUAGACCCAGCAGAUGUGUUUCACACAACACCAGUGGAACAGCUUCCAGUGACUAGUGCUGAGAUUCAGAGAGAAACACGAAAUGAACCUACAAUAUCCAAGGUGUAUGGCAUCACGGUUCAAGGUUGGCCUGCACAUGGAAAUGCCAUGUUUCCUGACUUUUCUGCAAGGCGUGAUCAACUUUCUGUUUGCCAGGGAACCCUACUGUGUGGAUCACGCGUAGUAGUGCCCUCCAAGCUUCGCACUAGAGUACUGAAAAAUCUACAUGAAGGUCACCUUGGCACAGUCAAAAUGAAAAGCCUAGCCCGUGGUUACGUAUGGUGGCCGGGAAUAGACAGACAGAUUGAGGACAUCACUAAGACCUGUCCAGGAUGCCACAGCGUUCAGAACGCACCCCCACAGGCACCCUUACACCCGUGGGAGUGGCCGUCUACACCAUGGCAGAGAGUGCAUAUUGAUUUUGCUGGACCAUUCAUGAACUCCAUGUUUUUAAUAGCUGUGGACGCCCACUCAAAAUGGCCAGAGGUCAUGCGAAUGAAAUCCACAACCACAGAAAAGACUAUUUCUGUACUGAGAAACAUCUUUUCCAGAAACGGUCUGCCUGAACAAAUUGUGAGCGACAAUGGCCCACAGUUCAUUUCAGAGGAGUUUAAACUUUUCAUGAAAAAGAAUGGCAUUAAGCACUUCAAGUCAGCACCACACCAUCCUGCAACGAACGGCUUAGCCGAACGGUUUGUUCAAACUUUUAAAAGGUCAAUUAAAGCCAUGGAAAAGGAAAACAUCUCUCUUCAGCAUAAAGUGGACAAUUUCCUUUUUGUGUAUCGGAACGCUGUCCACUCAACAACCAAUCAAGCUCCAGCAAUGCUGUUUAUCAAAAGAACUCUGAGAUCUCGCAUUGACCUCCUGAAGCCUAAUUUACGGAGGGAAGUGCAGAAUAAACAGUUCAGCAUGUUGCCAAGUGAGGCAACAAGAACUUUUGAUGUUGGACAGGAAGUUCUGGCACGUGAUUAUCGAGGAAACAAAUGGACACCAGGAAGGAAUGUCACAAGAAAUGGGCCACUGAUGUACGAGGUGGACAUUGGGGAGCAAACUUGGAGACGUCAUGUGGAUCAGCUGCUGAAUGCUCAACCAAACAACACCCCCGAGUUGCCUACGUCAAAGCCCCAGGACACAGUGAGUUCACCUGACCUACCCAGUCCUGUCCAUGACACCUCAAAAGGGAUGAUCCCUGCAAAGGAAAGUCAGGGCACCACCUAA
Molecule: messenger RNA, 2985 nt
Organism: Trichomycterus rosablanca
Lineage: Eukaryota; Metazoa; Chordata; Actinopteri; Siluriformes; Trichomycteridae
Exons: 1
Coding region: 1-2985 (994 amino acids)
Biological process (GO): DNA integration
Molecular function (GO): nucleic acid binding
Source: RefSeq, a predicted model, not a curated record